GUGUUUACCAUCGAUCGAUCACGUGAUUGAUUCGGAUGUUUUUUCUUUAAAGAAUUAAUUUAAUUAAAAAACAAAAAGAUGUUUUUGUUGAAAAAUUCCAUCAUCAAUAAAUUCUAUCCAGUUAUUUCACGAUCAAUUCAUUUGACAACAAUAAAUCGGGCACGUGAUAUAAAACCAUGGAAUGUUGGUUUGGAAGGUGAAUGGCGUAAAGCAAGAUCAAAAAAAGUAUUAAAAUUUGAUCUACCGGAUUUUGAACAAAUCCGGUCGGAUACAAAACUGACGCCCGAAGAAUAUGUAUCCAAAUUGAAAGAAAAAGGUAUAGCACCGCCAAAACAAUAUAAAGAAAAACCUAUAGUCGUAACGACGACGCAAGGCGUUCUCGAUCCAUACGUUCCGCCUGAAGGUGAUGGUAAAUAUUCGAUUCUUUCGAAAACGGGAGUUGGACAAAAAGCACAACACAUAAAACAAAAAACAGCAUCAUUUAUGGCAUUACGUAAGAUAAAAUCCUAUGAAGAUAAUUUCGAUCUACCAACAUUUGUUGAUGAAGCCAAGGAUAUUUAUAUUAAAGCACAUGAAUUGUUGGUUAAUUGGAAUAAUCCUGAUAACAAGGAAAAACUAUUGGAUUAUGUUACGGAAUUUGCCUACCCGUUGAUGACAUUUCAACGUGAUUUAAAAACAAUACGAUGGUCAUUCAUAAAAUUGAAUGAUAUCCCGGAUGUAAUACAGAUUCGAACACAAUCAUUGAUUGAAAAAACCAAUAUGUUUUCACAGAUUACGGUUCGAAUGAAUAGCCGUCAAAUUCUGGCAAUUUAUGAUCGUUUUGGUCAUCUAAUGUAUGGUAGUGAUGUAAUUGUUAAAGAUGUUUUAGAAUAUUUAGUUUUUGAAAAAAAUAUUUCCGAUUUUAAUGGACGUUGGCGUUUACAUGCAAAAAUCCUACCAGAUUGGAUGCCACCAAAAGAUCCAAUUCGAAAAACAUUUAUUCGUGAUCCAUUACCCGAACCACCAAGUGCAGAAGAAUUACGUUUCGAACGUGAAGGUAUUAUUAGUGAUGAAAAUAAAGAAGAAAAAGAUCAAGAAAAACAACAAAAAAUCGAUAAAAUCGAUUCUACCCCCAUCACCGCGGCUUAGAAUUCUUUUUUCUAAAUCCGUUUUUUCGAUUUUGUAAAUUUUUUUUAUUAGAUAAAAAUUAAAACUUAAAAAUCAAAAA
Dermatophagoides pteronyssinus (European house dust mite) is the source of this 1207-nucleotide messenger RNA. It is a transcript of the gene mRpL45, whose product is annotated as mitochondrial ribosomal protein L45. Gene Ontology annotation, cellular component: mitochondrion. The record is from RefSeq and is a predicted model, not a curated record. Lineage: Eukaryota; Metazoa; Arthropoda; Arachnida; Sarcoptiformes; Pyroglyphidae.